AUGAAUUUAUCCAAAUGUGAAUAUUGCGAUUCCUACAAUGAGAUGCCUAUUCUGGGUGAAGAAAUCGUUACUGUACAAGUAUCUGCAAAUGCUUCCCAUCCUGAGGACCUUCAUUUUCCACAUAAUGUAAUUCAGGCAUGGAUGAGUGCUAUGGUGCACUCCAAAACAGAUAUUUUGAUGAUCCCUUUAGUCAUCUGUCUACUUGCCUCACUUUUAGCAACUCCUCUGGUCCUGUUGGCCAUCUUUUCAAACAACAACCUUCGUCAGGAGACUAGGUAUCUGCUACUUGCCAACACUUUGGCUAAUGAUUUGAUUUACUCAAUACUGAACACCUUCAUUGAUGUUCUUAAUGCUGCAGGUGUGGGAAUGCCUAAAGUUGUUUGCGAGACGCUCUUGUAUGUGCUAACAGUGGCUUAUUGUAAUGGGAUCCUGACAGUCACGGCUAUGGUGGUGGACACUUACGUGGCUGUGGGUUGGCCUCUUCGUUACACCUCACUUCUGUCACCCACCCGGACCCUUAAAAUUAUCAUUUGCAUAUGGAUUAUCUCUGCCCUUGCACCAUCCAUUGUCUACAUAAUAACACUGGGAACUCAACAGAAUCCAUUCUCCACAUUGUCAAUUUGUAUUUUACCUUUAAUAUUUGUGCUCUCCGUCCUUCAUUCAUCUCUGUUAAAAAUUUAUUACAGUUUCACAGUAAUCUACUUUCUAAUCUGUUUAAUACUGAUCUUCAGUUGCUAUGUCAUGUUAUACUGCAAAACAAGGACUUCAGGAAUAUGGGCUGGCAACUCCAGGGCUCGAAAGACCUAUGUCAUCAAUUCAGUGUUAUUCAUUUUUUAUUUCUUUCCAUUGAUUGUACUGGUGACUGGGGGUGCACUCCAAGAAUUGCACUUGAUUUCCUAUAUGACGGGACUUUGGAUCACUCUGUCAAUGGCAAACAUGCUUAUGAUGUUGCCCAAGGCAAUUUCUCCGUAUGUUUAUGCAUUCAGGUAUCGAGAAGUCACAAAAACAAUCUGGUCUUUAUCGAUGCUAAGGCAUGUACGACGAGUAAGUCCAACUGGUUAGUACGUUAGAACGAGUAAACUAGCUAAUGUUUGACUCCAUUGAGCAAAGCCUUCCAUUUGCUUUUAUCAGUGAAAAUAGUGAAAGGGUUGUAUUUGUCUUUGAGAUUUAUCUGAGGAAAUACCCUAUAAACGAAUACACUUACACUCGUAGAGAUACAUAGCAUGGAAACAGACCCUUUGGUCCAACUUGUCCAUGCCAACCAAAUAUCCUAAAUAAGUCUAGU
Chiloscyllium plagiosum (whitespotted bambooshark) is the source of this 1285-nucleotide messenger RNA. Its product is annotated as putative G protein-coupled receptor 148. Gene Ontology annotation, molecular function: olfactory receptor activity; G protein-coupled receptor activity; odorant binding. Lineage: Eukaryota; Metazoa; Chordata; Chondrichthyes; Orectolobiformes; Hemiscylliidae. The record is from RefSeq and is a predicted model, not a curated record. Gene Ontology annotation, biological process: detection of chemical stimulus involved in sensory perception of smell; G protein-coupled receptor signaling pathway. Gene Ontology annotation, cellular component: membrane.